GCGGCGACUUUAUUGUGGGCAUUAUCAAAGCACGUAACCUAACCCACAAAGGAGGUAGUAAGGACGCAAAGGAUUACAUACCCAGUCCGUAUUGCGUGGUUGAGUUUGGGAAACAGACCAAACGUACCACCACAGCCGUGAAGAACGCGUCACCGCUGUGGCGAGAGCAGUGUACGUUUACGGUAGCACCCGCGGAGGAUCACUGUACGUACACGUUCAAG
This is a messenger RNA of Sphaeroforma arctica JP610, 221 nucleotides long. RefSeq lists its product as hypothetical. The annotation marks the transcript as partial. The transcript has a single exon. The record is from RefSeq and is a predicted model, not a curated record. NCBI's taxonomy places the organism in Eukaryota, Ichthyosporea, Ichthyophonida.